AUGGCCGACAAGCCCAAGAAGCGCCACGUCGUCCCCAUCGCCCUCGUCGUCGACCCUUCACCCGCCAGCGACUCGCUCAUCGCGCCUUACGCCCAGGCCGUCAUCUCUGCCCUGCAAGCCCUGCACCCGACGCAUCAGCUCCUCCUCACCUGCGUCACCCCGUCGUCGCACGCCUCGCCGCUCAACCCGUUCCUCCCUCCCGCCGCCUUCCUCUCGGCCCUCCCGUCGUACACUCGCCGACCAGCUCGACCCGCCUCGACCUUGUGGCGCUCGACGACGGGCCUCCUGCGCGCGAUCCGCCUCGCCCGCAGCCGCAUCGUCGAGGGCUCGCUCGCGGGCGCAGGUGGCGAGGGCCGGGGCCAGCUCCCAAAGUACGUCGUCGUCAUCUCGGCGACCGAUGUCGACAACAUGGGCGGCGACGAGGUCUGGCUCGAGGACGACGACCAGGGCGAGUCGUGGGAGUCGUUCGCAAAGAGCUUCACCAAGGGUCAACACUGCACGACGCUCUUCUCGCUCAUCUCGCUCGGGUACACGCCAAACCUCGAGACGUUCUGGAAGGAGUCGUCGGGCCGGUUCCCCGCCAACCUCAUCUACAACUCGCUCGCGCCGCCACCCAAUCCCGGCUUCUCGUUCCCCGUCCUGUCGCCCUCGCACGCCGCCUUCCUCAUCGGCUUCUACAACCAGCACGCGUCGCGCCCGGCGCCUCAGCCGCAGAGCGGCGCGCCCUCGCCUGCUGCAGCCGGCGCCAACAAGCGCACGGCCCCGCCAGAUCCGGCGGCGGCGGCCAACAAGAAGCCCAAGCCGAACCCGUCGGGCGCCGCCGUGUCGCCGCACCUCGGCAACGCCAACCUCGCCGGCGUCAAGCAGCAGCAGCCGACCCCGCCCAACCCUUCCCGAACGCCCAACCACCCUCAGCCCUCGCCUCGACUCGUCCCGAACCGCUCGCCGUCGAUGCCGACCGUCCCGGCGAACCUCACCAACGAGACGCUCCAGCAGUACAUCGCCGACAUGCAGGCCGCCGCCGCACGCUCGGGCCAGCCGCCACCGACCGCCGCCGACAUCCAGGCCGCCGCGCUCGCCGCUUAUGCCCGGGCCAACGGCUCGCGCGCGCCCGGGUCGACGGGCCCGCCCUCGGCCAACCUGCCCGUCCCGCCGCACGGCCAGCAGCAGCAGCAGCAGCAGCAGCAGACGACGCCGCGGCAGAUGACGCAGCAGCAGCUCAACGGCCUGCCGCAGAUCCCGCCUGACAUGAAGGCCAAGAUCGAGGUCCACCUCGAGACGAUCCGCAAGAAGGUCGAGCGCGGCGAGUUGACGCAGGAGCAGGCCGGGCAGCAGGUCAAGCGCCUGCAGGAGAUGGCCAACCAGCACCGGUACCAGCUCGCGCAGCAGCAGAAGGCGGCCGAGCGCAUCAACGGCGCCCUCGGCCAGGCGCAGGCGCAGGCGCAAGGGCCUCCUCAACACGGCCAGGGCCAAGGGCUCGGGCUCAACAUCCCGCUCGCGCCGGGCCUGCAGACGCCCCAGUUGGCGCCCGCGCAGCCGCUCCCGCCGCUGCAACCUCAGCCUCAGCAUCCGCCCCAGCAGCAGCAGCAGCAGCAGCAGCAGGCGCGCAAGGAGCCCGAGCGACCACGCACCGUGUGGCGAGGGCCGAUCUCGUGGGCGCUCACCGAGGUGUCGGGCACGACGGCCGAGUACACCAUGUUCUGCCAGGCCGUGCCCAUGCAGCAGAGCGCGAUCCGAGACCUCGCCGACGUCAAGUUCCCCCAGUCGUGGCGCAUCUCGUCGCUCGUCCAGAUCAAGAUGGCGGCGCUCCAGGAGCUCGCCAACAAGCACACGCUGCCGGCCAUGAGCCUGUCGGCCAUCCCGAGCGAGUCGCUCCCGGACGAGCUCCGCAAGAAGCAGCUCGCGGCGCCCGGCGGGCACGCCAACGAGGCGCUGUACGGCAUGUUUGCGCAGAGCAUGGAGAUGAGGGGCCAUUGCGGCGUCGCCCGGUUCUCUGGCACCCCGCACGGCCUCGUCCUCAUCCCGGUCCCGCAGCAGAACAAGCUCCUCGCCCUCGUCUUUACCAAGAUCCCUCUCCCCGAGGCCUGGCUGCAGGACAGCAAGGCCUCGGCGACGUCGUCGACCUCGACGCCUCACCAGCGAGCGCACUCGGCCCAGCAGCAGCAGCAGUCGGCGCCUCCUCCUCCGCCACCGCCUCUUCAGCCCGUGCGGCCCAACUCGGCCCAGUCGGGCAUGUUCUCGUCUCCGAUCCAGCCGCCGUACCAGAUGCCGCACCUGUCGCCGAGCCUCCAGGCGCAGGCCGCCCCGCCCUCGUCGUUCGCCGGCGCGCUCCCUCCCGCGCCGUUCAACGUCGGCGGCGCGCCCCUACAGCAGCAGCAGCAGCAGCAGAACUUUCAGCUGCAGCCGCCGCCCAUGCAGCAGCAGCAGCAGGCGCCGCAGCAGCAGGCGCAGCCGCAGACGUUCCCCGAGGGAGGAGUGGCCGGCAUGGACUUUGCCGAGCUGCAGCGGCUGCUCGGCGCCGAGCAGUUUGCGCAGAUCAUGAGCGGCAUCUAGACGUCGAUGGUCAGACGGCGAUGCAUCUUGAGCGCAGUGCCGCCAUG
This is a messenger RNA of Rhodotorula graminis WP1, 2600 nucleotides long. RefSeq lists its product as uncharacterized. NCBI's taxonomy places the organism in Eukaryota, Fungi, Basidiomycota, Microbotryomycetes, Sporidiobolales, Sporidiobolaceae. The transcript is spliced from 8 exons. The record is from RefSeq and is a predicted model, not a curated record. Bases 1 to 2553 code for a protein of 850 amino acids.